Molecule: messenger RNA, 2554 nt
Organism: Lutzomyia longipalpis
Lineage: Eukaryota; Metazoa; Arthropoda; Insecta; Diptera; Psychodidae
Product: trithorax group protein osa-like
Exons: 3
Coding region: 555-2177 (540 amino acids)
Source: RefSeq, a predicted model, not a curated record
GUUUUGCUGGCAGAGUGAGGGAAUUACUAUACACAAAUACACUCGGAGAAACAACACGAGCUCAUUCUUCAGUUUAUUUUCAACCGCCAGUGAGAAAAGUUGAGCACUACGAAGUGCCACACUUUCGACGCAUUUUUUCUGACCUUUCGUGAGAGGAAAAAUUUUUUUCUAGUGAUUUAAGUGGUGUGAAAAGGGAGGCAACGUAGUGGGGUGUAUCCUCUUGUUGGGUGAUUAAGUGGACUCCUUGCGGGUGAUUUCAUCGUGAAUCCCCGCCAAAACGGCACCAAAAGACGCGCGUGAGAUACUCAAGUGUGACGACGAGUGUAAAAUUCAAUUAACAUAUUAGAAUUAACAGCCUUGAAAUUGUGUGUGGAUUCUUGUGGGAAAAGCCCGUGGAAAAGCGUGUGUGUGUGUGCGUGAGGAAAAGCGUUCCCAGUUGCUUUCCCAUUUAAAUCUGCCAACCAACAUCAAACGCAUAGUUGCUGUUCCAGAAGGCACCACGUAUACGCAGAGAAAGUGCCCGAAGCUAAACUAUUUCGAAGAGCCCGCAUAAAAUGAUGAGGACAAUGUCAUCGGAGUCAAAGAGACUCCUCAAAACACUCAGCUUGGCUGUGUUACUUCUGUCACUGUGUGCGUAUGGAGAUGCUAGGAAAUCUCCCGGGAGCUCAAGACGUGGCGGAUCUAGCCCAUCGAGGGUGCAGAAACCAACGUAUACUCAACCAUCGCAAUCAUCUAAUUCUCACGCUGAUCAGGCUCGUCUCAGCUACUCAGGCUACAACCAACAACCAAAUCGGGCACCACAGCAACCAUCAGCACCAGCAGCUCAUCCUGCACCAGCCCAGCAACCAGCUCAGAAUAUUGGAUGGAAUACAAAUGCUCAGCCUGCAGGAGGUGCCAAUAGUAGGCCCGUGGGAUGGAAUGUGGAUCAACCGGCGCAGAAGCAGAAUGUAGCGCCAGCAAAUGCAGCCGCUCCUCCAUAUCCCGUCCAGUCUGGCGCCAAUCCACCACCCUAUUCUGCCGUACAGAAUCACGGACCACCACCACCGUACUCCGCUCAGGCUCAACCCAAUCCCGCAUCAGGCUACCAUCCACCACCACCCUACAGCCCACAGGCAGGUGUACCCAACCAGCCUCAUUACGCUGGAGCUCCACCACCAUACCAGGGUGGAUAUCCUCAGCAAGGUGUACCACCAGCUGGUGGUUAUCCACAGCAGCCUGCUUUCGGUCAACCCGGCUACGGACAACCAGGAUAUGGCCAUCCUAACUAUCCUGGUGGCUACCAACAACCAGGAUAUCAAGGUGGUCAACCUGUUGUGAAUAACUACUAUGGAAAUCAAGGUUCUUCCGGUGGAUCAGGAUGGCAGACAGCUGCUCUAGCUGGCGUUGGUGGUCUUGCCCUCUACGGUGCCUUGAAGCCGAGUGAACACAACACGAUUAUUAUCCAGAAUGGUACCAAUGCAGCACCUCCUGCUGCAGCUCCCGCUGAUGGUGCCGCCGCUGCUGCUGCUGCACCAGCUGCAGCUGCUCCUGGAGCAGCUCCUGUAAAUGGAAGCAUCCCAGUCAAUGGAACAGGCACAGAACCAAUCUACUCAGCUCCUCUAGCUCCAUACCCCAUUGAUUGCACUCCAUACUGGAACCAGAUGAACCAGAUGAAUCAAGCAAAUCAGGCGAACCAGGCAAAUCAGAUGAAUCAAGUUAAUCAGUCAUCAACAUCCACAUCAGCAGGCACAACCACAGCUGACGUAUCAACUACGACAGAAGGUAUUACAAGUACAAUGGAAAUUACUAACUGCACGGCUGAAAAUUGUACCACAACAACAGUGGUAACAGAGUUACCAACAACUACUCCUAUUCCCCUAGCCAUUCCCCCACAAUGCAUGUACCCGCAACAGCAGCAGCCACAAAUGACCAAUGGGGCUCCUCUGGCUCCCUGGCCGGCAAAUUAUCCAGCUCCAGGUCAACCAGGGUAUCAACCACCCUACCAACCUCCUGCAGAUCCCUACAAUCACCCUCCCCCACCACCAUCAUCAUCAUUCCAAAAUCAACCUGUUGUACAGGCCUCAAAUCCCGCCACACCAGCUAAUGCCCAGCCUGUUAGCUCUUCAGUCUCAAAGACACUGUCUAGCGCUCUCCUAACCACAGUCACAAUCCUCGCUGGUGUGCUCGUCCAACUCUAAGGUCAGAGAGCUUUAAAAGUUUUUCAAACUUGUAUGAGAUUUGAAGAGUCUGAUAAAUCCAAAGGCCCACAAGUGAUCAGUUUGAUCAGAACUAUUAUUUAAUUUAAAAUUUAAAAUAAAAAAUCAAGUGUCUUAGCAAGGCAAAAAGAUUAAUUUGGAUUAUUGUAUACACAGCAAAAAUGCUUACCAUUAGAUAUAUGAAUUUUCAGGGCAAUUUUUAUUCGUGUAAAAUUUUGUGAAUUUUUUUUUUUGGUCUUCAUCAUUGGAGACAAAAAUAUAUGUUUCUGCAUGUGAAAUUCUAUGUAGAUUUUUUCUAAAUAUAAAACGUGAUUUAUGUAUUUGAGUGAACAAUAAAUGAGCCAAUUCACGAACAAAAA